AUGAUCCUCAACAUCGUCUGGUUCUUCCUCCUCUUCAUGUUUCAUCCUCUCUUGUCGGCCGGCGCCCCACUCAACGCGACUGAGGUGAUAACCUGUGGCUUCCUCGUCCGGCAAUUCGAGCAGUGCAUCGACGGCAAAGAGAACGACUACAUCGAGAUGACCAACAUUUUCCGCGAAGUCGACCACAGCGUCGUUCGCUACCCCAACCCCAAGAACCCGAUCAAAAUCAAGAACAAGAGCACUGUGAAGGUCCACAUCGAGGGGUUCCCUGGACAGGUUGCGACCGGCUUCUCCGUCGACGGCCGUUUCGGGUUCUGGUACAAUGACCAAGGCUGGCCAGCCGAUGGAGAGGGUGGAUUGGGAAAAUGCCUGACCUAUGGCUGGGACAAUGUACCUUUCAAGUGCGCGCACACUUCUAAGCCAGCUCCUAGGCACCGCGACAUGGACUGCGCUUUCCCAUGCUAG
Messenger RNA from Aaosphaeria arxii CBS 175.79, 465 nucleotides. RefSeq lists its product as uncharacterized. The record is from RefSeq and is a predicted model, not a curated record. NCBI's taxonomy places the organism in Eukaryota, Fungi, Ascomycota, Dothideomycetes, Pleosporales. The transcript is spliced from 2 exons. The coding region runs from base 1 to 465 and encodes 154 amino acids.